Molecule: messenger RNA, 1601 nt
Organism: Vigna umbellata (rice bean)
Lineage: Eukaryota; Viridiplantae; Streptophyta; Magnoliopsida; Fabales; Fabaceae
Source: RefSeq, a predicted model, not a curated record
CUUCAAGGUUAGUUUUCUCACACAUUUUCCUUUUGCCCUCUUUUUUCGACAUAACUAAAGAGUUCCCCUGUUCAAAGAGGGGUGAGAAAAGGCAUCAGGAACUUCUUAUUUAUGUUACAUUACACUUCACUGAGCAACUCCCUGCUGAAAAUAAUACUCGGUCUUGUAAGUUAGUUAUCUCUAUAAUGUGCAUAAUAAUUGAUUCUAGAUUUCAUUUUAGCAAAUCUAAUUCUGGUAACAGUCUAAGGCAGCCUUGUUUGAUAUGAUGGGUGCCUCAAUGAUGAAGGUGGUUUGUCUCAUGCUCCGACAAUCUAACAUAUGUGUUUGACAUGAAACAGAUAAGGUAAGUGGGGCUCCUUCAGGUGUGAUUUUUUAUGAAUUUUUCCACCUAAUUUGUCUAUUAAGAAGUAUAUUUUUAGCUAUAAGUCUGAUACAAAAGGAAUAAUACAUGUUUUUGAAGCCAUUUAGAGAAUUGCUCUGGCAUAAUUUGGUUGUGGCACUUGUGGAGAUAUUUUCAAGAAGUGCACAAGAUAGAGAUCCACCCACCCAACUCUCAAUAUUGAAGUUGUACUAUUGGCAUUGGCUAGUGGGGGCUUGCAUACUUGCUGUUUACUUGGCUUUACUUUAUGGAAUGUAUGUUCCAGACUGGCAAUUCACUGUCCAUAAUCCAGACAGCAUAUACAAUGGAACAACUUUAACUGUGACCUGUGGUGUGAGGGGCAAACUCGAUCCCCCUUGUAAUGUUGUGGGAUAUAUUGACCGAGAGGUGCUUGGAAUUAACCACAUGUAUAAGCGUCCAGCGUGGAGAAGAUCUGAAGCUUGCACAGAGAAUUCCCCAUAUGAAGGACCUUUUAAAAGAAGUGCACCUUCAUGGUGUUAUGCUCCUUUUGAGCCAGAAGGAAUUUUAAGCUCAAUAUCUGCUAUUCUCUCCACAAUUAUUGGAUUGCAUUUUGGACAUGUACUCGUACACUUACAGGAUCACUCUUCUAGGUUGAAGCACUGGCUUCUCCUUGGCUUAUCACUCCUUGCUUUUGGACUUAUUCUUCACUUCACUCAUGCCAUUCCUUUGAAUAAACAGUUGUACACAUUAAGCUAUGUUUGUGUAACAUCUGGAGCGGCAGCAUUAGUUUUUUCAGCCUUCUACAUUGUGGUUGAUAUUUGGGGUUUGACAUUGUUGUUCUUGCCUUUGAAAUGGAUUGGUAUGAAUGCCAUGCUUGUUUAUGUCAUGGCAGCUGAAGGAAUCUUCGCAGGAUUCAUUAAUGGGUGGUAUUAUGAUGACCCUCAUAGUACACUGACUUAUUGGAUACAAAAACAUGUCUUCAUUAAUGUUUGGCAUUCGAAGAGAGUAGGAAUCCUGCUGUAUGUUAUCUUUGCGGAGAUCCUAUUUUGGGCCAUUGUUGCAGGCAUUUUGCACCGAUUGGGCAUAUAUUGGAAGCUUUGAAUUUCAUUUUUGUUUUUCUAAAAAUCUGUUGCUUUGUAAUUGUUGUAUAUUGAAUUUGGUGAUUGACUGAAGAGCCAUUUCACUGGCAAACUUGUUUGUUGCUAUCAUUGAUACAAUAAUUUCACUAAGAAUUGUAUAUGCCAAAACUAUUGAGAUAAAA